Raphanus sativus (radish) is the source of this 1899-nucleotide messenger RNA. RefSeq names its product putative pectinesterase/pectinesterase inhibitor 24. NCBI's taxonomy places the organism in Eukaryota, Viridiplantae, Streptophyta, Magnoliopsida, Brassicales, Brassicaceae. The record is from RefSeq and is a predicted model, not a curated record. Gene Ontology annotation, molecular function: pectinesterase inhibitor activity; pectinesterase activity. The transcript is spliced from 2 exons. Bases 22 to 1704 code for a protein of 560 amino acids. Gene Ontology annotation, biological process: cell wall modification.
AUCAAAAACGAAAGGAGGAAAAUGUCUUCCUCCUACGGCAAAGUCGAUGAGCGUGACCAUGUAACGCUCCAAGCUCGUCGCGACUCGAGGAAGAGAAUCACAAUCAUCGUCGUAUCGCUACUCGUUCUCGUCGGUAUCGUGAUUGGAGCCGUCUUCGGAACCAUGGCUAACAAGAAGUCAACGACGGUGGACACUAACGUUAACGGAGAACCAAUCUCCGUAUCCGUCAAAGCCGUUUGCGACGUUACGCUACAUAAAGACAAGUGUUUCGAAACGGUCGGAUCAGCUCCAAACGCAAGCAGUCUCAAUCCAGAACAGCUCUUUAUAUACGCCGUCAAGAUCACAAUCGCAGAAGCCACGAAAGCUCUCAACGCAUUCUCCUCUUCAGGAGACAACACGACGUCCAUGCAUGCUUGCGUCGAGCUUCUUGACCUAACGAUAGAUAACCUCAACAACACGUUAACAUCGUCAUCAAACGGUGACGUCACGUUACCUGAGCUAGUCGCUGACCUCCGUACAUGGCUGAGCUCAGCCGAAACGUACCAAGAUACUUGUAUAGAGACGUUGGCUGAAUCAAACAAUCCAGAAUCGAAGACGUUCGGAGAAGGUCAGCUCAAGAACGCAACGGAGCUGACGAGUAAUGCUUUAGCUAUCAUCACAUGGCUUGGUAAGAUCGCUGACUCCUUCAAACUAAGGAGACGUUUGCUUAGUGCUGACGUGGCGGUGGACUUCAACGUGGGGAGGAGGUUGUUGCAGAGCACGGAUUUGAGGAAGGUGGCGGAUAUUGUGGUGGCGAAGGAUGGCUCAGGGAAGUAUAGAACGAUCAGUAGGGCUUUAAAGGAUGUGCCUGAGAAGAGUGAGAAGAGGACGGUUAUAUAUGUGAAGAAAGGAGUUUAUUUUGAGAAUGUGAAAGUGGAGAAGACCAAGUGGAAUGUUGUUGUGGUUGGAGAUGGAGAGAGCAAGAGUAUUGUCUCUGGUAAACUCAAUGUCAUCGAUGGAACUCCCACUUUCCAGAGCGCCACGUUCGCUGUGUUCGGGAAAGGGUUUAUGGCAAGAGACAUGAGCUUCAUCAACACAGCCGGUCCAUCCAAACACCAAGCCGUAGCUCUAUUGGUUAGCGCAGAUCUCGCAGCCUUUUACCGAUGCACAAUGAACGCAUACCAAGACACGCUUUACGUACACGCGCAACGUCAGUUUUACCGUGAGUGCACCAUAAUAGGAACAGUCGAUUUCAUCUUCGGUAACGCAGCCUCCGUUCUACAAAACUGCAAGAUUCUCCCUCGCCGACCAAUGCAGGGACAGCAGAACACAAUAACCGCUCAAGGACGCAAAGAUCCUAACCAGAACACAGGAAUCUCGAUACACCGUUGUAACAUAUCUCCGCUAGGUAACCUAACUGGUGUUCAGACGUUUUUAGGUCGGCCUUGGAAGGAUUUCUCGACGACGGUGAUAAUGGAAUCGUCGUUAAACGGGUUUAUUGAUCCCAAAGGUUGGUUGCCGUGGGUCGGAGACUCUGCGCCGGAUACUAUAUUUUACGGUGAGUAUAAGAAUAUCGGCGCUGGUGCGUCGACUAAGAAUAGAGUUAAGUGGAAGGGAUUGAGGUUUUUAAGUACAAAGGAAGCGAAUAGGUUUACGGUUAAGCCUUUUAUCGACGGUGAAAGAUGGCUUCCGACGACUAAAGUUCCGUUCAGGUCCGGUCUCUGAGUUUGUUUUCCGGUAACGAGAUUUCCAAUUCAAAUCUCUUUUAUUUUGGAUGUGAACGUGUUAUAAAGUGUUUAUUCUUAUUCUAUUGUAUAUUUGAUUGAUUAAUUUCAAAUCACACUAUCUAAAAAGAAACAAGGUGAGCAUAUUGUGAUUUUGUGUUGGUAACCUCUAUAAAUUAAUAAUGUUGGGACUACA